AUGGAGGAGCUGUACGACAAGUGGAAGAAUUAUGCUAAUUUUGUGGGCUUCUACAACAUGAUGCAACCGCAGAUUCUUCUCCUAAAACCGGAUUUGAUCAAAAUGGUCACUGUGAAGAAUUUUCAAAAUUUCCAUGAUAAUGGUUUUGCUGAGAUGUUCAACAAGGAUAGUGAUCCUGUUUUUACGAAGACAAUCUUCAUGCUACGUGGAACUGAUUGGAAGGAGAAUAGACAAGAAUUGGCUCCCGCUUUUACUGAUAGCAAGAUGAAAUCCUUGAUUGUUCUAAUAGAAGAGGUAUCCAAAAGAUUGGUAAAGCAUUUAGAUGAAAAUGUGAGUUCAUCAGAAAAGCCCCAUGUGCUGGAAGCAAGAACUUUAUGCACAAGAUACUCCAUUGAUGUUGUUGGAAAUUGCGUUUUCCGCGUCGAUGGAAAAGCAUUUAGAGAAGAAAAAUCGGAAAUGAUGCAAAUGGGAGAGGAAACAAUGAAUCCCAGCGGAUCAUUUCUCAUUUCAUUUCUUCUAAUGCAAUUCUUUCCGAUUCUCAAAGGAAUCCUCCGACCACGUUUCAUUAAAACCUCAAUUGCCACCUACCUCACUGGGCUUAUCGGAGAAUUUGUAAAGAAACGUCAAGAAAAUCCCACAGAUAGUGGAGAAUUUAUGUCUUUCAUGGAACAUCUUAGGAUUAAUCGUGGGACAUCUUCUGCUCAAAUUUUAGGGCACGUUUUUACAUUUUUUAUCGAUGGCUACGAAAUGAGCAGUAACGUCAUGGCUCACACCCUGUACCAGCUAGCUAGAAAUCCAGAUAUUCAGGAGAAAUUGCGUGAAGAAGUGCAAUCUCUCGAAUCCUUUGAGUGCAUAGCAUCACCAUCAAAUGAAAAAUGUGAAUACCUCCAUAGAGUUCUCCUUGAGAGUCUCAGGAUAAAUGCACCUUUGCCAUUUCUCACCAAAAUAUGCACCAAAGAAUGCAAACUUCCUCUUCGUGAUGGCGAAGAGAUACCAAUUGAGACAAAUACCUGCAUCGUCAUUCCAGUAUAUAGCAUUCAGAGAGAUGAAGAAUACUACCCGAAUCCUGACGUAUUUGAUCCUGAUCGUUUUCUCAAUGGAAACGCCAAAAAGUUCCAAAAUCAGGGAAUUUUCCUGCCUUUUGGGGAUGGACCACGUAUUUGCAUGGGAAUGAAACUUGCCAUGAUGCAGGUGAAAAUUGGAGUUGCUACAAUCAUUAAAAAUUUCCAUCUAGCUGUUGAUCCAAAAAUGGUUCAACCUUUCCAAUUGAAUUCAAAGAGAUUUUCUACCACAGCUGAAGGGGGAUAUUGGUUGCAAUUUACACGUAUUGAAGGGAAUUGA
This is a messenger RNA of Lutzomyia longipalpis, 1341 nucleotides long. Its product is annotated as probable cytochrome P450 28d1. Lineage: Eukaryota; Metazoa; Arthropoda; Insecta; Diptera; Psychodidae. Bases 1 to 1341 code for a protein of 446 amino acids. The record is from RefSeq and is a predicted model, not a curated record. The transcript is spliced from 2 exons. Gene Ontology annotation, molecular function: heme binding; monooxygenase activity; oxidoreductase activity, acting on paired donors, with incorporation or reduction of molecular oxygen.